Phialemonium atrogriseum is the source of this 1861-nucleotide messenger RNA. RefSeq names its product SAC3/GANP domain-containing protein. Lineage: Eukaryota; Fungi; Ascomycota; Sordariomycetes; Cephalothecales; Cephalothecaceae. The transcript is spliced from 3 exons. Gene Ontology annotation, cellular component: nucleus. Bases 114 to 1646 code for a protein of 510 amino acids. The record is from RefSeq and is a predicted model, not a curated record.
UCCUGCAUUUCCCGCACCUCCCUGUAAUCACCCUGUUCGUGGAUUCGGGAUCCUUGAACUCAAAUUCUCACUCCAGACCCCGCCCCGGGCCCUACCUAGUACAUGCAAACAGUAUGAUGCCGACGUGGUCACCCGCAGCCGCACCGCCUCCGCCGGGGGCCAGGCCUCCUCCAGGCUUCAACUAUCCUAUCAUCCCAUCAUAUACCGCUGUUCAGGUCCGCCAGAGCUUUGGUCCUACCUAUACCCAACCACCUCCCCCUGUGAACCCUUCUGCCCCAUCUCCGGAUAGCGCUAAGCGGAAGAUCGACUGGCCUGAUGCGGUUCGCAACUAUGUUCAACGAUCUUUCCUGCCCCACAACAUGGAUCCCCUCGUCUCACGCCAGGAGAUGGAGACCAAGCUGAAGGAGACCAUCUCCCAAGCUAAUGAUAGCGGCGUCAUGUAUUCUGUCAACUGGGACUCGAUGCCACUGCCCCAGCAAAUGAUCCGAGAAGAACAGACCAGAGCCUUACUGUCCCAGCAAUAUCAGCCCCCUGCCCGAGAUGAUGGCUCGCAGACUAGGAGUCCCGCUGCCAGUUCCAAGAAGAGGAAGUCGUCGGAUAUUGGCGAUCUGGAUACGGCAUCUGUAGCCCCUCCCUGGAGAUCCGUUGCCGAGCCUCGCCCGUCUCUCCAGGACCGUAUCACCAACCCAUCACCGGACAAGCCGCGCCAGCCCACGGUGGAUGCAGUGUCCAAGAACACGAGUAAGUUCCAGAAGCAGUUGGAGAAGCGACAGAAGCGCUUCGACGGUGGCUACAAGUCCACAUAUCGGUCGCCAAGCCCUCCUCCCACCGCCGGACCCGUUAUCGGCACCUGCCAGGAUCUAGAGAAGCCGUAUCUCCGCCUGACUUCGGCUCCAGUGCCUGCCCAGGUCCGCCCGGAGUCCAUCCUGAAGCAGACCUUGGAGCUUCUUAAGAAGAAGUGGCGGAAAGAAGGCAACUACUCUUACAUUUGCGACCAGUUCAAGUCGAUGCGCCAGGACCUUACCGUGCAGCGCAUUAGGGACGAUUUUACCGUUGCCGUCUAUGAAAUCCAUGCCCGUAUUGCCUUGGAGAAGGGGGAUCUUGGUGAGUAUAAUCAGUGCCAGACUCAGCUGAGGGCACUGUAUCAGAUGGGCCUCAAGGGCAGCCCCGUCGAGUUCAAGGCGUACCGCAUCCUCUAUUUCAUUCACACAGCGAACCGCACUGCGUUGAACGACGCUUUGGCAGAUCUAACCACAGCAGAGAAGGAGGAGCCCGCCAUCAAACAUGCCCUGGAUGUUCGCUCGGCCUUGGCGCUGGGUAACUACCAUCGAUUCUUCCAGCUCUAUCUGGAUACUCCAAACAUGGGCGCCUAUCUCAUGGACAUGUUCGUCGGCCGCCAGCGCCUCGCUGCUCUCUGCAACAUAUGCAAAGCGUACAAACCUGACGUGAGACUGCGGUUCAUCACUGAAGAACUCGGUUUCGAGUCCGAUCCCCAAGCGGCACAGUUCAUCAUCGAUCAUAACGGUCAGCACCUCCUUGAAGAGCGGAGCGACCAUAUCGCUUUCCUGGCUGGCAAAGCUGGGUCGCUCUUCGAAGUUUCCAAGACCGCAGCCUUCCGCAGGGUUGACAUCAAAGGUCAAAUCUGAUUGACCAUCUGCUGGCCCUCUCUAUCUUGUCUUUUUUACUGUUCCGCUGCUGUUUCGCUCUCUUCUUUUCAACGCCAUCGACGUCGAUCGAGCUGCAUCCCGUUCGUAGAUUCCUUCCAAUCCUAGUGAGGAACAUGCGGGGGAGGCACACGUCUCAACUCGCAGCCUACUUACUGGCUGCUUAUCACUGUCGACCCUUUGACGUUGACGAGGAC